ACGAUAAGACAUCCAGUAGGCGUUUUAACCGUGCUUGUUCACGUAUCUGAACGCGCCAGUGAUUAAAACUAGCCUGGACUUGUGUACAGAAAGGAGAAGCACACGUAAAUCCUGAGACGGGACUGAAGGCAGCACCAAUGGCAGAGUGGAACGCCUACUACCAAAACGAGGAUGAGGAGGGAGAGCAAGAAGAAGGGGAGCAGUCAGGGGGAGACUACAAAAUUACAGGGAGAGACAGCUUGGUGUUCUUGGUUGAUGCCUCCAAGGAGAUGUUCAUCAAAGGGGAAGACGGGGAACCCUCCAACUUUGACAUGACCAUGCAGGUUGUGCGCACUGUGUACACCAGUAAGAUCAUCAGUAGCGACAAGGACCUGGUGGCUCUGGUUUUCUAUGGCACAGAGCAGAGCAAGAACCCCAGAAACUCAUUUAAGCAUGUCUACGUGUACCAUGAUCUCAAUGAGCCUGGUGCAAAGCGAGUCCAGGAGGUGGAUGCUCUGCGGGGGGAAAAAGGUGCCAAGCUGGUGGCAGAGACCAUAGGCAGUGGAGAGACAUCAUUAGGAGAUGCUCUGUGGUGCUGUGCCAACCUCUACAGUGACAUCAAGCUCCGCCUCUCGCACAAGCGGAUUAUGAUUUUCACCUGCAGGGAUGAACCACAUGGAGGCGACAGCGUGAAAGACCGACAGGCUCGCACCAAGGCCAGUGAUCUCAAGGAGACUGGCGUCGUUAUUGAUUUAAUGCACCUGAUGAAACCGGGGGGCUUCGACAUCUCGCUCUUCUUUUGUGACAUUGUAAGUCCACCAGAGGAUGAGAGUGAGCUGGGGCUCCAGCUGCAGCCUUCUGACAAGCUGGAGGACCUCCAGAAACGGGUGCGGGCCAAAGAGCUGAAGAAACGAGCCUUGGCAAGGUUAAACCUGUGCCUCGGGGAGGGCAUAAAUGUAGCCGUGGGAAUUUAUGCAACUGCUGUGGCAGCUCGCAAACCAGGUUCCAUCAAACUUUACAGGGAAACCAACGAGCCAGUCCGCAGCAAAACUCGAACCUUCCACACUCAAACUGGCAGUCUGCUGCUGCCCAGUGAGAUAAAGAAAGCCCAGUAUUAUGGCAGUAAAGAGAUUGUGAUGGAGAGGGACGAGGUGGAUGCCAUUAAGAAGUUUGAUGACCCUGGAUUGUUUCUGAUUGGAUUCAAACCGAUGGAAAAGCUCAAACUGCAUCACCAUAUCCGGCCUGCUGUCUUCCUCUAUCCUGAGGAGGAUGAGGUGAAAGGCAGUUCAUGUCUGUUCUCCGCCUUGCUGAAGAAGUGCAGCGAGAGGAACGUGUUCGCUCUGUGCCGUUUCAUCUCCCGCAGAAACUACCCACCUCGGUUUGUUGCCCUAUUGCCUCAGAAUGAGGAGCUCGACGAGGGGAAAGUACAGAUUACACCACCAGGUUUCAACGUCAUCUACCUGCCAUUCGCCGAUGAUUUGCGGACUCUGGACCCUCCGCAGUUUCCCUCGGCCUCACAAACACAGGUGGACAAGAUGAAGGAGAUCGUCUCCAAACUCAGGUUCAAAUACAGGAGUGAAGGUUUUGAGAACCCAGUCAUCCAGCAGCAUUUUAGGAACCUGGAGGCCUUGGCUCUGGAUAUGAUGGCUCCAGAGGAAAUUGAGGAUCUUAUCAUGCCAAAGGUUGACCAAAUAGAUGAGCGUCUGGGUCCUCUGGUCCAGGAGUUCAAAGAUCUGGUCUACCCUGCCUACUACAAUCCAGAGAGCAAGCCAGCUGCCAAACGCAAAACAGCUGAUACUGGAGGUGGAGCUGAGAAGAAGCCCAAAGUAGAGCUGACAGAAGAUGAGUUGAAGGCCCACGUGCAGAAUGGCACUCUGGCAAAGCUGACCGUGCCCGUUCUAAAGGACGCCUGUAAGCAAUUUGGGGUUCGAACCACUGGGACCAAGAAGCAGGAGCUGAUAGAUGCUUUGAUUGCCCGUUUAGGCUCAUGAGGAGUCUACACCAGACUUACUCCACAACAGCUUUGCACAAACAAAAGUUCUGGUUAAUUUUGAAUCUGUUUGAGCAGUCAUCAUGUAUGGUUCCUGUGCUUCUUUUAAACUCGCUACGCGGCCCUCACAUGGAACAGACGCUGUGUUUUCCUGUUGGGCAUGAUUAGAUAAGAACAGCGUGACAGCCCCAUUAUCUAUAAAUACUGUUUGAAUGUUUAAAAAAAGAACUGUCAUUCUGUUGUAAUCAAGCACUCACUCUAGUGGUGUUUGAAAUUAUAAAGAAGUCUAGAAGCAUUGGAAUACACUGAUCUUAUAAAUACUGUAACUAGUGGUGACACUUGAUGGCGUUGCAUUUGC
This is a messenger RNA of Pelmatolapia mariae (spotted tilapia), 2327 nucleotides long. It is a transcript of the gene xrcc6, whose product is annotated as X-ray repair complementing defective repair in Chinese hamster cells 6. Lineage: Eukaryota; Metazoa; Chordata; Actinopteri; Cichliformes; Cichlidae. The record is from RefSeq and is a predicted model, not a curated record. Gene Ontology annotation, biological process: double-strand break repair via nonhomologous end joining; telomere maintenance. Gene Ontology annotation, cellular component: nucleus; Ku70:Ku80 complex. Bases 138 to 1970 code for a protein of 610 amino acids. The transcript has 13 exons. Gene Ontology annotation, molecular function: DNA helicase activity; damaged DNA binding; telomeric repeat DNA binding.